This is a messenger RNA of Periophthalmus magnuspinnatus, 3810 nucleotides long. RefSeq names its product protein kinase, AMP-activated, alpha 1 catalytic subunit (gene prkaa1). The coding region runs from base 245 to 1942 and encodes 565 amino acids. Gene Ontology annotation, molecular function: ATP binding; protein serine/threonine kinase activity. The record is from RefSeq and is a predicted model, not a curated record. Gene Ontology annotation, cellular component: cytoplasm. NCBI's taxonomy places the organism in Eukaryota, Metazoa, Chordata, Actinopteri, Gobiiformes, Gobiidae. Gene Ontology annotation, biological process: protein phosphorylation; intracellular signal transduction. The transcript has 10 exons.
GUGUUUAAUGCUGAUAAAAAUGCAACAGAUUCACUUCGCCUUGGCCUUUUUUAAAUUCCCAAUGAAGUGGACCGCGUCAGAUUACGUGGUGUGGUGUUUGUCGAAUCACGGCCGCGCUGCACUGCCUCCCUCCAGCCGCCGUCCUCCGCGAGAGGCACCGCGGCUCAACUAGACACGCACGUCGCCCAGCCUGGACCAUCUCUACCCGCCGCAUAAAACCCUGCCGCAAGGCCACUGCGGGAAGAUGGCGACAGACAAAACGAAACACGAAGGAAGAGUUAAGAUUGGACAUUAUAUUCUAGGUGACACGCUCGGAGUGGGAACAUUUGGGAAGGUUAAAGUGGGCCAACAUGAACUGACCAAACACCAAGUGGCUGUGAAGAUCCUGAACAGGCAAAAGAUCCGCAGUUUAGAUGUUGUGGGGAAGAUCCGCAGGGAGAUCCAGAACCUCAAGCUCUUCAGGCAUCCUCACAUAAUUAAACUCUAUCAAGUUAUCAGCACCCCCACUGAUAUCUUCAUGGUGAUGGAGUAUGUGUCAGGUGGAGAGCUCUUUGACUAUAUCUGUAAAAAUGGAAAGUUGGAUGAGAAAGAGAGCCGUCGCUUGUUCCAGCAGAUCAUUUCAGCCGUGGAUUACUGUCACAGACACAUGGUGGUGCACAGAGACCUCAAGCCUGAAAAUGUUCUACUUGAUGCACAUAUGAAUGCCAAGAUCGCAGACUUUGGGCUGUCAAACAUGAUGUCAGAUGGAGAAUUUCUGAGAACAAGUUGUGGUUCUCCAAACUAUGCUGCUCCUGAGGUCAUAUCAGGAAGAUUAUAUGCUGGACCAGAGGUGGAUAUCUGGAGCAGUGGGGUCAUUCUCUAUGCUUUGCUUUGUGGCACUCUUCCCUUUGAUGAUGAUCAUGUGCCAACACUCUUUAAGAAAAUCUGUGAUGGGAUCUUUUUCACACCACAGUAUCUGAACCCCUCGGUCAUUAGUCUGCUCAAACACAUGCUGCAGGUCGACCCCAUGAAAAGGGCCACCAUCAAAGAAAUUCGGGAGGACGAGUGGUUCAAGCAGGAUUUACCAAAGUACCUGUUCCCAGAGGAUCCUUCCUAUAGCAACAACCUCAUUGACGAUGAAGCCUUAAAAGAAGUAUGUGAGAAGUUUGAGUGCACAGAGGAAGAAGUUUUGUCCUGUUUAUAUAGCCGGAACCAUCAGGACCCACUUGCCGUUGCGUACCAUCUUAUCAUUGACAAUCGUCGAAUAAUGAGCGAAGCCAAGGAUUUCUACCUUGCCUCUAGCCCCCCUGAUACCUUCUUGGAUGAUCAGCACUUUGGUGUGGUUAUAAAGCCCCACCCCGAGCGUGUGCCCUUCCUUUUGGCAGAGACGCCUCCAAGGCCUCGCCACACUUUGGAUGAACUUAACCCACAGAAGUCCAAACACCAAGGGGUCAGGAGAGCCAAGUGGCAUCUGGGUAUUCGCAGCCAAAGCAGACCCAAUGACAUCAUGACAGAAGUGUGCCGUGCCAUGAAACAGCUGGACUACGAGUGGAAAGUUGUGAAUCCAUUCUAUUUACGUGUGAGAAGAAAGAAUCCAAUUACUGCGAUGCAAACCAAGAUGAGCCUACAACUUUACCAGGUGGACAGCAGAACCUACCUCCUUGACUUUCGUAGCAUAGAUGAUGAUAUUUUGGAAACAAAAUCUGGAACUGCUACCCCUCAUCGGUCUGGCUCUGUGGGCAACUAUCGCACCACUAUGAAGACUGAUGUAGACGGGGCGGAGGCCCCUGGCACUUCUAGCACUGUGCACCCUCUCAAGGUAGCAGAGGGCUCUUUAGCGUCAUCACUGACUUCAUCCACUGACUCAACGGGAGCAGACAAUGCGACUAUACCUCGACCUGGAAGCCACACCAUAGAAUUCUUUGAGAUGUGUGCUAAUCUUAUUAAACUACUUGCACGAUAGCUUACAAAACCUAUUGCUAGCCUUUUCCUAUUAGUGUCUUUACAGCAAUAAGCAUGCAACCAUUUAAUGGCUCAGCUCAUCCUGAGGAUGAAGCAGGUGGAUGUCCCAGAGCUGACAGGAUACAGUGCUUGCAGAAACAUAACAUUCUGUCAGAUGAACAACAAGCUUAAUAUAAGCUUAGACAGGUCAGUCAGCAACUGUCCACAAAUUUACACUGAAUUUGCUGCACUACCUGUGAGCACUGCUAUUCAGUACAACAUCCAGUGUUGUCAGCAGAGAGAGGUUUACAACAGAGAAUUGGGAAUGAGGCGCUAGAUGUAUAGGAUACAGGAAGCACUUUUGCACAAAUGUCUUUUAUUUCCUGCUGCUCUUGUUCAUUUGUCUCAGUGGAGAUGAGAGUAGUGGUGCAGUUGUGUUGGGGCACUGCUGAGGUAAGUCAAGAGUUACCCACCAAACUCUUGGACAUUACAGACCGGCAGAUGCCCCUGUAUUUCAUGUGUGAGUCAGGGACAAAAGAAUGCUUCAUCACUUUUGUUUCUCUUAUGUAAAUUUGAGCUAUCAUGCUAAAUUUCCAUGAUGUCCUUGUUGUAAAAUGUCUCUCCCUUAAAUUUUUUUAUAUAUAAAGACAUGGAUAUAUUUAUCAGUGCGUGCAUUGGUUCCAUUGGAAAAUAUAACUUUUUUUUCCACCCUUACAUUUAUAUCUAUUGCUGGAUAAUAUGUAAUAUCUUUUUACUGUGUCUUUUUAAUCAUUAUUUUGUUUCUUCAAUCACAUUGAUUUGUCAUACUUGAUUUUCUGUCCAGACAAUUUAGACUGAUUUUACAAUUUAAAGGUGUUUUCUCUGACCAUCAGAACCCAUAUCAUUAAGAGUCCAAUUAAAAUUACAUUUUGAUUGAGCUUUUUUGUUUUCACAUUUUUGUCUUUAAUUCUCAUUGAAUUUGAGACAUGCCUUUGCUUAUAGUCUUGUUAUUUUUUAAGAUUGACACACCUUUGAACAAUUAAAAAUGUUUAAAACAGAAAAACAACCAUUUUAAGAUUGUAAAAGGUGUCUUAUGUUGAUUGUGCCAUUAUAACAGAAACACAGGCAAAUAGUCCCGAAAGCUUGUAGAGCAGCAAUAAUAUUUUGUCCCAUUGUUCUGUUUGUUAUUGAGGUUCAGUCAUGCGAUCCAUGUUUUUGUUGGGCUUAGAGAAAUGGCAACAGUUGAUAAAAGUUUUUUCUAUGUUUUCAAGUCUUAACUUUCAGGUUCACAUGUAACAACAAUGCUUCCCUAAGAAUUUAUGCGUCUCUCCAUCACAGUGCAUUAUUCCUGAAUUAUUUUAAACACAAAAUUAUUGGUGUUUAUGGAGUUAUAAAACGUUUAUUGUUAAUUAAUGCUCCUAUAAAGUCAGAACUUGCUACAAUUGGUAAUUUUAUGAUCAUAUACACAAAUAGCUGCCUUGUAUUUCUUAUCGACAGCAUUUCUUUUCCAAGUCAGAGGCGUUGUUCAUUGGCACUGAAUAUAAUCUGUUUCUUAUUCUAAACAAGAAUUAAAAGUUGAAAUAACUAAUUAGGAGGUGAAACAAGUGGUUGCCCAUUGCCUUUGAAAGCACAACUAUAUUUGUGUUCAGUCUUGUUAUUAAUAUAGGGCUGGGCAUUGACUAUUUGAUUAAAUUCUAAAACAUUUUGGUUUUUGUAUUGUUUGUUAAGCAUUAAACAGUGGGAACAGUGACUGCUCAUGAAUGUCUGACAUUUUAAGUUAACAAAAUAGUGUAAGUUGGCUUGAUCUAUUACUAAAGGGACCUUACAUGAUUGUCCAGUGUAAAUUUUAAGUGACAGUGUUGAUAAAAUUUGUAUUUGCGAUGCCUAAUAAACUUCUGAACAACUCAUCUA